This is a messenger RNA of Hippopotamus amphibius kiboko, 3520 nucleotides long. Its product is annotated as phosphatidylinositol 3,4,5-trisphosphate 3-phosphatase TPTE2-like. The record is from RefSeq and is a predicted model, not a curated record. Gene Ontology annotation, molecular function: phosphatidylinositol-3,4,5-trisphosphate 3-phosphatase activity; protein tyrosine/serine/threonine phosphatase activity. Gene Ontology annotation, biological process: dephosphorylation. The transcript is spliced from 16 exons. Gene Ontology annotation, cellular component: cytosol. Bases 121 to 1395 code for a protein of 424 amino acids. Lineage: Eukaryota; Metazoa; Chordata; Mammalia; Artiodactyla; Hippopotamidae.
AAAAUUAAGAGAAUUGUGUACUUAGUUAUAUCAUCCUUCACUUUCAGAAUAUUUGGAAUUUUGCUGAUCUUUGUGGACGUGUCCCUCGUCAUCACAGACGUAGUUAUCGCUGAUAGCGCCAUGUCUGUUCCUUUGGAAUACUAUUCGAUUUCUUUAGCUAUUGCUUUAUUUUUUUUCAUGGACGUUUUCCUUCGAGUAUUUAUAGAAGGGGUACGACCGUAUUUUUCUGAUAUAUUGAACUCUUUAGAUGCUGCCAUUAUCGGGGUGACUCUAUUGGUCAACAUCGCUUAUAUUUUGUAUGACGUUAAGGUUCUUAACAGUUUCCCCAAAUUGGCAAUUAUCUUACGACCUCUACGACUUAUCAUUCUGAUAAGAGUUUUUCAUCUGGCUCAUCAAAAAAGACAUCUUGAAAUGCUGACCAGGAGGAUGGUUUCAGGAAACAAACGGCGAUACAAGAAGGAUGGAUUUGACUUAGACCUCACUUAUGUUACUGACCGUAUUAUUGCCAUGUCAUUCCCUUCUUCUGGAAAGCAGUCUUUCUAUAGGAAUCCCAUUAAGGAAGUUGUGCGGUUCCUGGACACCAAGCAUCGAAACCACUAUCGGGUCUACAACCUCUGCAGUGAAAGAGCUUAUGAUCCUAAGUACUUCCAUCAUAGGGUCUGUCGAUACCUUAUUGAUGAUCACAAUGUCCCCUCUCUGAGUGAGAUGGUGGCAUUCUCCAAGGAAGUAGAAGACUGGAUGGCUCAAGACAACGAAAACAUCGUAGUGGUUCACUGUAAGGGAGGCAAAGGAAGAACUGGAACUAUGAUCUGUGCCUACCUUCUUGCCAGUGGAAUAUUUACAACCGCGGAGGCCAGCCUUUAUUAUUUUGGAGAACGACGAACAGAUAAAUCCACCAGCAGUAAAUUUCAGGGAAUAGAAACGCCUUCUCAGAACAGAUUUGUUGGAUAUUUUGCGACGGUGAAAAAUACCUACAACUUGACUCUUCCUCCAAAGAAAAAACUCACGAUUAAAAAAAUCGUUAUUUAUUCAAUUCAUGGCAAUGGAAAUGAUCUAAAAGUACAAAUAAUAAUGCAACGAAAGCCUGUCUUUUUCUGUUCUGCUUCCCAAAACUGUAGGGUAGUUCAUGAUGCUGAAACAGACAGAGUAAUAAUUAAUCUAUGCAACUGUCCGCUUCUGUAUGAUGAGGUGAAAGUGAAAUUUCUCUCUUCUUCGGACCUUCCUAGAUACUAUGACAACUGUUCGUUUUUCUUUUGGUUCCAUACAUCUUUUAUACAAAAUAACAGGCUUUAUCUUUCAAGAAGUGAACUGGACAAUCCCCAUAAACCAAAAGCAUGGAAAAUUUAUCGCCCAGAGUUUGCAGUCGAGGUAUAUUUUGAUGACAUGAAGCUGUAACUGGUAUCUGAUUAAGUGUAGUCCCCCUUUUAGGCUAGAAUCAUGUGCUUCCCAAUCCUGGCUACAGAUUUAUAUCUUUUAAACCUGUUUCUUUGCUGAUAUAUUUACAUGUAUGUACAUAUGUUCUUGAGAAAUUUAUUAAAUAUAUACAAGGGAGAAUGUCAAUAGCAGUAUUUUUUUUUUUAAGGAAUAUAUGUCACAGUUUUCAUCUAUAUUGAGAUCAAUUUGAAACAGCACAUGGGAACAUUAGUUAUCACUUUUAGGAACUUAGAAAUGAAACUUUCCUAUCGAAAUAACAUUUAAAAACUGAUUUUCCCCCAGUACUGUGGGUUUAUUUCAUUUACUUAUAUCUUUUUGGACAAGUAUGUAUUUCCUGCUUUCAUAUUUGUAAUUUUGGAUUUGUUAGAUAAUUUCUAAUUCCGUCCUCUACUUGAUUUACAAACUGUUAACAAACAUUAGAAUGGCAGCAGAGACUGUUUUAAAACCCAGAGCUCUUAGAUACCUUCCUCCACAAGAGGGCAGACAGCAGAAUCAAGCAGUAUCAGCAGUAUUUCAUGUUGUGGAACUGAAAACCACAGCCACAGAAAGACAGAGAAAAUCAAAAAGCAGAGGACUUUGUACCAGAUGAAGGGACAAGAUAAAACCCCAGAAAAACAACUAAAUGAAGAGGAGAUAGGCACCCUUCCAGAAAAAGAAUUCAGAAUAAUGAUGGUGAAGGUGAUCCAGGACUUUGAAAAAAGACUGGAUGCAAAGAUCGAAAAGUUUACCAAAGACCUAGAAGAAUUAAAGAGCAAACAAACAGAGAUAUGCAACACAAUAACUGAAAUGAAAAAUACACUAGAAGGAACCAACAGCAGAUUAACUGAGGCAGAAGGGCAAAUAAGUGAGCUGGAAGACAGAAUGGUGAUAAUCACUGAUAAGGAAAAGAAUAAGGAAAAAAGAAUGAAAAGAACUGAAGACAGCCUGAGAGACCUCUGGGACAAUGUUAAAUGCACCAACAUUCGCAUUAUAGGGGUCCCAGAAGGAGAAGAGAGAGAGAAAGGACCCAAGAAAAUACUGGAAGAGAUUAUAGUUGAAAACUUCCCUAACAUGGGAAAGGAAACAUCUACCCAAGUGCAGGAAGCACAGAGAGUCCCAGGCAGGAUAACCCAAGGAGAAACAUGCCAAGACAUAUAGUAGUCAAAUUGACAAAAAUUAAAGACAGAAAUGUUAUUAAAAGCAACAAGGAAAAAACAACAAAUAACACACAAGGGAACUCCCAUAAGGGUAACAGCUGAUUUCUCAGCAGAAACUCUGCAAGCCAGAAGGGAGUGGCAGGAUAUAUUUCAAAUGAUGAAAGGGAAGAACCUACAUCCAAGAAUACUCUACCCAGCAAGGAUCUCAUUCAAAUUUGAUGGAGAUAUCAAAAGCUUUACAGACAAGCAACAGCUAAGAGAAUUCAGCACCACCAAACCAGUCCUACAACAAAUGCUAAAGGAACUCCUCUAAGCAGAAAACAGAAGAGAAGAAAAGGACCUACAAAAACAAAAACAAAACAAUUAGGAAAAUGGUAAUAGGAACAUACAUAUCAGUAAUUACCUUGAAGGUAAAUGGACUAAAUGCACCAACCAAAAGACACAGACUGGCUGAAUGGAUACAAAAGCAAGACCCAUAUAUAUGCUGUCUACAAGAGACCCACUUCAGACCUAGGGACACAUACAGACUGAAAGUGAGUGGAUGGAAAAAGAUAUUCCAUGCAGAUGGAAAUCAAAAGAAAGCUGGAGUAGUGAUACUCAUAUCAGAUAAAAUAGACUUUGAAAUAAAAACUGUUACAAGAGACAAGAAAGGACAUUACAUAAAGAUCAAGGGAUCCAUCCAAGAAGAGGAGAUAACAUUAUAAAUAUAUAUGCACCCAAUAUAGGAGCACCUCAAUACAUAAGGCAAGUGCUAACAACUAUGAAAGAGGAAAUGCAACGCAGAGAUAGACACAGAUGUAGAGAACAAACACGUGGACACCAAGUGGGGAAAGUGGGGAGGGUUGGGGGGGGAUGAAUGGGAAGACUGGGAUGCCAAACUGUACCCUCUAAAUGUAUGCUGUUUAUUGUCUGUUAACUGUAUCGCAAUAAAAGUUCUUAAAAAAAAAUUA